AUGAAAGUCCAACUCCUCAUCACGCUCCUACUCACCCUCCUCACGACCCUCACCGCCGCGCUCCCUGCUCUCCGAGACUACACCGUCGAGAUCACCUACCCCCCGGACGUCGGCGACGCCAAUCCAGCCGACGCGGACCGCCCGUACUACGUCAACUGCCGCUCCGGCGACUCGGCCGACGACUGCGUCGCGCACCACGGCGCGCGCUGCUCGGCCCGCGGCGAGUUCUUUGCCAGCUCCUCGGCGGACGAUGGGCGCGGAUGCACGAGCAGACAGUGCUCUUGCCGCUCUUGA
Drepanopeziza brunnea f. sp. 'multigermtubi' MB_m1 is the source of this 294-nucleotide messenger RNA. RefSeq lists its product as uncharacterized. Lineage: Eukaryota; Fungi; Ascomycota; Leotiomycetes; Helotiales; Drepanopezizaceae. The record is from RefSeq and is a predicted model, not a curated record.